AUGCACUCAUUGGGCAUUUAUCAUUUGGAUAUAAAAGCAGAAAAUGUUGCAGCUUCUAAUCUUUGCUGCCAAAUGCUGAGACCCCUAAGCAGCAGCAGCAACAGCAGCAGCAGCAGCAGCAGCAGCUGUUGUUGUUGUUGCCACAGCAGCACUGAGGAUUGCCGCAACAGCAGCAGCAAAGGCAGCGACAGUAGCACCAGCAGCAGCAGAAGCAGCAGCAAGAAGGAGAACAGCACGAACAGCGAGAACAGCAGCAGCAGCACCAACAGCAGCAGCAACAACAGCAGCAACAAUAGCAGCAGCAGCAGCAGCAACAGCAGCAAAAAACUGAAAGUAGAGUUGCCUUCUGUGUCUCCAGAUGAGGCAGCCGAACUGGGAGGUGUCGAUACACCCCAAGGCAUGAGAUGCAGCUGCGGCUGUUUGCUUUUGGCUUCUCUUUUGGAUUUCGACAGCGCCCAAAAAGGUGACAGAGAAAAAGUUUUGCCGGGAGGUUCUUCUAAAAUAAUUAUUCCUCCAGAAGAAAUAAAUCCAAAAUACAAAAAAGAAAAAACCAAAAACGAAAAACAAGAACCCUAUAGCAGCAGCAGCAGCAGCAGCAGCAGCAGCGGCAGCUGCAGUAGCGGCAGCAGGAGCAGCAGCGACGCGGCAGCAGCAAAUGCCAAUCAGUUACCGGCUGCUGCAGCGGUGGCAGCAGAAGCUCCUGCUGCCACCGCUCCUCCUCUCCCACCUGCUGCUCCUCCCCCUGCUGCUGCUGCUGCUGCUGCCGCUGCUGCUGCUCCCGCUGCUGCUGCUUCUGCCGCUCCUGCUCCCGCUGCUGCUGCAGCUGCUCCCGCUGCUGCGGCUGCUGCUGCUGCUGCUGCUGCUGCUGAUCUGGAGAAUGAAGAGCCUUUGGAAGGAGCAGCAAAAGAUGUUUAUGGUUUGGGCUGUUUCCUUUCGCUGCUGCUCACGGGGCAGCAUCCUUACAUAAGGCCAACUGCAGCAGCAAGCUGGAGGGAGGCUGAAGGUUUAUUUUUUUCGUCAUUAAUUGCUGGUGAAGAACUAAACCCUAAACCCUUUUCUUUUGUUCAGCCUUCUGAGGCAGCUGCAGACCUCCUCUGGGGUAUGGUUGCGCCAAACCCUUGCGAGCGGCUGCGGCUCUCGGAGGAGAUGAAUCGGCAGCCCCUGAUAACUCCUUCUCCCUUUGCGCCUUCGGCGCCCCCUGCGCAGCUCUCUGCUUCCCCCUUCCUGCAGCAGCAGCAGCAGCAGCAGCAGCAGCAGCCGCUGCUUUGGGGGUCUUCUGUGGCUGCUGCUGCUGCACCUGCUGCUGCUGCUCCCUUUGGCAUAGGUUUUGGCAGCAGCAGCGGCGGCGGUUUUGGUGCGCCCGCAGCAAACCCUUUUGGGCAGCCACUUGCUGCUGCUGCUGCUGCUCCCUUUGCUGCAGCAGCAGCAACAGCAGCAGCAGCAGCAGAUGGAGCGGGCCCCAUGGCUGUUCAAAAAGAAACUAAAACUGAGGGCUACACAGAAGGCAGAAUUUAUGUAGAGACUUGGAAGCACUUGCAAACCGCCAAGAAGAGCGGCUGCUGGCCCUUCACAAGCACCACCGCGGGGCCGGCGCCCGGGCCUGUUUACGAGGGUUUGGUUUUGACGAAUGAUAAUUUGCGAUGGGAGUUUUACCAACGAAACCCUCAGCAGCAGCAGCAGCUGCUGCAGCAGCUCAACGAACAGCUUUAUUUGUGUCAGCGCGCAUUUUAUUUAAAAGUUAAAGAGAAAGCAGCAGCAGAAGGACUUCCUUUUGCUGCUGAUCCUCUUUACGAAACGCCUCCUGCUGCAGCGCCGCCUGCUGCUGCUGCUGCUGUUGUGCAGCAGCAGCAGCAACAGCAGCAGCAGCAGCAACAGCAGCAGCAGCAGCUCGCCGCGGGGCCAGCUGCAACCCCAGGUGCCCCUGCUGCUGCCCCCGCUGCAGCCUUCUUUGGAGCCCCAGCAGCAGCAACAGCACCAGCAGGAACAGAUGCAGCAGCAGGAACAGAUGCAGCAGCAGCAACAGCAGCAGGAACAACAGAUGCAGCAGCAGCAGCAGCAGCAGCACGAGAAGCAGAGCUGGCGGCAUUUCGCAGCGCAGCAUUUGAGCCCGGGAAGAUCCCAGAGUCGCCGCCGCCGCCAGAGCUUUGCCGUUGA
Molecule: messenger RNA, 2154 nt
Organism: Eimeria tenella
Lineage: Eukaryota; Apicomplexa; Conoidasida; Eucoccidiorida; Eimeriidae
Product: nucleoporin FG repeat-containing protein, putative
Exons: 9
Coding region: 1-2154 (717 amino acids)
Source: RefSeq, a predicted model, not a curated record